This is a messenger RNA of Pisolithus orientalis, 1000 nucleotides long. Its product is annotated as glycolipid transfer protein domain-containing protein. The record is from RefSeq and is a predicted model, not a curated record. Gene Ontology annotation, molecular function: ceramide 1-phosphate binding; ceramide 1-phosphate transfer activity. Lineage: Eukaryota; Fungi; Basidiomycota; Agaricomycetes; Boletales; Pisolithaceae. The coding region runs from base 257 to 859 and encodes 200 amino acids. Gene Ontology annotation, cellular component: membrane; cytoplasm; cytosol. Gene Ontology annotation, biological process: ceramide transport; intermembrane lipid transfer. The transcript has 6 exons.
CCAACUUGGGACCUGUUUUUGUGAGUCUUCGUCAUGAUAGUACAAGCCAACUGGUUUAUAAGUGAGAAUGACGAGUCCAUCGGACAAUGUUUUAUGAAAUCGCCUCGACGGUGUGUUUGUGCCAGCUGCUUUCCGCAUGGCGAUGGCAUCACCACCCUGCCUCGAGGAUUCAACGAGUAGUAGUAAGGGUAUGCCAUCCUACUAAUACGUUGCAUCCCACCCCCUGGUCUGUCCUCCAAACUCACCUCUCCUUACCAUGGAGUCGAAACCGUAUUUCGAAACCGUCAAAUCCUUUGCGGACGUUCCAAUCACUGAAGACGGUGUGGAAACGCAUUCUUUUCUGGAAGCCUCGGACGGGCUAGUCAAGCUAUUCGACCUGCUGGGUUCAGGUGUGUUCGGAUUCGUGCAGGCAGACAUAAGGGGCAACAUUGGGGGUAUUCGGUCACGGUAUCAGAACGCUUCCGCCAGUUCUCUCACACUUGAGAAUCUAGUCCGAAGCGAAACGUCAACGGAGCAACAUCGUCAUGCAACCGGUUGUCUUGUGCGCCUUACUCGGGGGCUGAUGUUCUUGUGCAAGGCAUUGCAACACAUGCAGAAUGAGCCCUCCAUCGAACUACACGUGUGUUUCAAACGUUCCUACGACGAGGUGUUGCGGCAUCAUCACACCUUCGUCGUGCGCUCGUUAGCCGUUGUCGCAGUUCGCGCGGUUCCAUACCGCCGAGACUUCAUUGCUCGCAUUUCUCAGGGUGGCGACCGAGAAAAGUUUGACUCAGAACUCAGAAGAUGGCUCGCUGGGUUGGAUGUCAUCGCGAAACGUCUCAAGGUAUUUAUCGAGGAAGGAGGAUAUGGAAGGGUCUGACGAACGAGCCCGAGCGGUUUCGGUAUACGUCGAAUGGGGAAUCCCAGUAAAUUAUGGUCUUAUGAUUUUUUCGGACGAAUCGGUCAAAAACCACAUUUGAUGUUAAGACGGUUUAAUAGAGCGAGCGAGAUACUUUACAUA